AUGCUAAAGAGGAUGGUCGACUAUACUAAUAGAGUAUGUCUUGCCCCAAUGGUCAGAAGUGGUGAACUUCCAAUGCGACUACUAGCGCUCAAAUACGAUUGUGAUUUAGUUUGGUCUCCGGAAUUGAUUGACAAGAAAUUGAUAUCAACUACACGGGUUGAAAAUACAAAACUAGGGACUAUUGACUACAUUGCGCAGAAUAAUCACAGCAACAAUAAUAACAAUGCAAAGAAGCAAGCUCACCACGAGACUGUUGUUUUUCGAAAACACUCUGAUGAAACUGGCAAACUCAUUUUACAAUUGGGUACUUCUGAUCCUGAUCUAGCAGUUGAAGCUGCCCAAAAAGUGGUGCAAGAUGUCGAUGGAAUAGAUUUAAAUUGUGGAUGUCCUAAAUCCUUUUCAACUCAUUCAGGAAUGGGUGCUGAACUUUUGAAAACUCCUGAUUUGCUUUGUUCAAUUUUGAACAAUUUGGUCACCAAAGUUGGUAAACCAAACGGUAAACCCAUAAGUUGUAAAAUCCGUUUAUUACCCAACUAUGAAGCGUCGCGGAAAUUAGUAGAGCAAAUUUGUUCAACUACUGGAAUUGCUAAUUUGACAAUACAUUGUCGUACUCCAAUAAUGAGAAAUCGACAAGAUCCUAUCUGGAAUUAUUUACCCAAAUUGAUUCCCUUGAUUGAAUCAUAUGGAAUAAGUGUGAUAUUAAAUGGAAAUUUCCAAUCGCGGUUGGAUUUAGAGACGAUUCAACAAGCUUUAAAUAAUGAUAGGCUAAGUAUCAUGAUUGCUGAAGCUGCCGAAUCCAAUCCAUCAGUAUUUGUCAAACUGGAGAGUGGGAAAUCAGUACAGCCACAACAUCAAUUAAUCAACGAAAUUUAUGAAAUUGGUUCAAAAUAUCAUUUGUAUUCCGGUAUCAAAUUUAUGGUUAUGAAUAUCAUUCCUGGAAAAUCGAAAUAUUAUCAGAAAUUCUCCCAACUGAAAAACUUUGAACAAAUGAAGAAAGUCAUUGAUGAAUUGAGCUCGGACGAAGAAGGGAAACUGAAGGAUAAAAUUUUCCAAAUUAUGAAUAAACAUUGUCAAAAACUGAAUUUUUUCAAUGAUUCAGUUGCUUUUGAAACUUCUGUGGUUGGUCAACGACGUCAAGAAAUUAAACAAUUUUUUCAAAAUUGGAAUGAAGAUGAAAUGUUGAAAGAUUUGAAUGAUUCUCCAACUAAAAGAACUAUGGAAAUACCAAAACAUAAAGAAAAGAGGCAAAAGAUACAAGGAGGCCAUAAACAACAGAAGCAACAAAACGAAGAGACGUUUGGUAUCGAUGCGGAUGCAAAACUUGAAGCUCAAGCUGUAGCCACUAACCAAGUAAAUGAGCAAAAAGUACAAGCUGUUUGA
Molecule: messenger RNA, 1380 nt
Organism: Lodderomyces orthopsilosis Co 90-125
Lineage: Eukaryota; Fungi; Ascomycota; Pichiomycetes; Serinales; Debaryomycetaceae
Gene: SMM1
Product: Smm1p
Exons: 1
Coding region: 1-1380 (459 amino acids)
Biological process (GO): tRNA dihydrouridine synthesis
Cellular component (GO): cytoplasm
Molecular function (GO): tRNA dihydrouridine synthase activity; flavin adenine dinucleotide binding
Source: RefSeq, a predicted model, not a curated record